Messenger RNA from Suillus subalutaceus, 921 nucleotides. RefSeq lists its product as uncharacterized. The coding region runs from base 264 to 668 and encodes 134 amino acids. Lineage: Eukaryota; Fungi; Basidiomycota; Agaricomycetes; Boletales; Suillaceae. The record is from RefSeq and is a predicted model, not a curated record. The transcript has 4 exons.
GCUGCCUUGGAUUGAGAUCGCCCACGAAGGUGGGAUUGGAGAAUUGGUUCCGCGGAAGCAAAUCUUGUACCAACACUUGCAAAUCUGAAGAUCCACGAGUGUCACGCUGGAACAGGCGCCCACCAGGCAUUUGGCACUAACUCAGCCCUGUCGGGAUUGCGAAUUCGGGGUUCUAGAAUCUAUACUCAAGCUAGACUAAUGUCUGCCCCAAUUUUUUUUUUCGCUUUCCUUCCAUUGAACCUCCGCUGCUAUUUUAACCUCAAAUGCCUUCACGCAGGACAAACGACAUUCCUUUUCCCUCAUUUUCGCUCGUGAUAAGCCAGUAUUCGAUGAGCAACAUGAGAUUGCCGAGCUACAGGACAUCUUAUUUACUCCGGUUCCACCCUUACCCGAGAGUCAAACCAAGCCAGCGUGAGAUCAUGCACGCUGUAAAUGAUCAUCCCAGCAGCCUGUAUGACAUUGUUGAAGACGAUGACAGUGCUGGACCGGUGAUUCUCGAUGUCCCCGACCUCGCUGAAGAGCAACAUCCCGAUGCUGUGAACCUGCAGGAAGCCGUCGAAGUUGCCGAGAAUGACGCCCAACCUCACGUCAGGCCUCAAAGCUUCGCGACUCUAAUCGUCGAUUUCGCAAUCCUAGUUGCAAGGAAGCUAUCUUUGAAAACCCCAUAGUUUGUCAUAACUGGACGAUCUACUAAUCCCACAGCUCAUACUGUUGGCUUUCGUUCAACCUGUGUCUCGCUCUUGCUUCCAUUGUACCAUACGAUCGGUCCUUAAACCACAGGAAUCUACCUUACAUAAAUCAGUAUCUCCUUCGCUUUCUAUGCUAUCAUGUUACCUACACGAAUAUCUGUGCUAUAUACCAUACCAUCAAUACAUCUAGUGGAAAGUUGAUUCCAAAGGCCUUGCAAACCUGUGUCGAUGA